Molecule: messenger RNA, 1537 nt
Organism: Spathaspora passalidarum NRRL Y-27907
Lineage: Eukaryota; Fungi; Ascomycota; Pichiomycetes; Serinales; Debaryomycetaceae
Exons: 1
Coding region: 37-1281 (414 amino acids)
Source: RefSeq, a predicted model, not a curated record
GAGACAGCCUUUAGAUUCCUUAGACUGAUCCACCAAAUGACACAGUUAGUAUCUACAUCAGAUGCAUUAGUUACUCUAGCAGAUCAUAUUCUUGAUUCAAUCGAUGAUUUACAUCAAGUUCAAUACAAGAAAAAGGGAAGGACAUACCGGUUUGUCAACCAUACGUUCCAGAGAGUGCGGCAACAGGAUAAACAUUUGAUCAUUGAUCCCGACAAUCUUGAUGAAGAUAUUGGAUUACUUUCAGCAUUCAGCAUUUUGUAUAAUAUCAACAAUGGAGAGAUUUUGACUCAGUUCCCCGAUUUCUGUUGUACGAUAUUAAGUAUGGCUCGUCAAUUAGAACGGAAUAAAUGGUUUGAAGAUGAAAAUUCGUGUGUUGUUAACAUUCGUUACUCCCUGUACGAUCCACGGGAUUUAAAAGACUUGGCAGAAGAGUAUAUUGAAAUGCAUCCUAUUACGGAAAAUCAUAUUAAAUAUGGAGUGAAUUUAAUGUAUGCCGCCAAAUUGAAUUUCUUACACACUGAUCACCAUAUAGGUACCAAAUUGGAAGGGUUAUAUAUGAGGCAAUUUAUUGAAGAAUAUUACGGAGAACAAGCAUUAAAUUCUUCAGAUGUGUUGAUUGCGUUAAAAAGUUGUGUUCAUUGGGGAAACAUUAAAGGAAUGUUGUAUAAAUUAGGUGUUGCCGAUAUAGAUAUGACACCAGAGCUAAUUGAAAGUUUUGAUAGUUUCCCGGAUGCUGAUGAAAAAUUGAGAUUAAAUGUUUAUCAAAGAUAUCCUAGCGGUACUUCUAAAUACUCGUUAAUUAGGAAAAGUCUUGAUAUUUUAAGCGAAUGGAGAUAUUCAAGACUAGUACCAUUACCUCACGAUUUAGAUUUAAGUUGGAUAUAUCAAUUAUGCCAUGAUAUUGAAACCAAUCCAAUAAGAUAUCAUUUACGUUCUCAUACAAAGAGAUUAUGUAUUGAUCCAGUCAAUUUGGGUGAUUUGAAUACCAAGUAUUCUGCCAAGAUCAAACAGUUAUUAAAUAUUGUAUCGAUCAUCAUUAAUGUUUUCCAAGAAACAGGCGCUGAAUUUUUAUUGCAAAACUCGAAAUUUAAUAAUUUUGGCCCAGAAUUAAUUAAUUCCCAAAAGCAAUAUUAUGAAAAAUUACUUAAAUUAAAAGAUCACAUUGAAGUGUAUGAAGAUAAACAAUGGAACAGUGAUGACAUUGUAAUCAGAUUAGAUUCUGGUGAUUCAAAUAAUUCAUUAUACCAUAGAAUCACUGAAGCCAGGGGAAACUACUAUUAAAAAUUAGUUUAGUUUUCUCCUUAUAUAUAGAACUUCUAGAAGUAUUUUCAGGGUUGCUUCUUUUGCAUAUUACUACAGAAAAAAUCAAACGAUAUCUUCCAUAACAUUUCUUACCGGUGUAACUUAAUUUACUCAUAUCAAAACAAAAAAAAAAAUGACUCAAGAAUUUUGUAUUAAGUACUCUGAUCGUCAAAAUGAUCUUUUCUUGACUCUAAGUUGUCGAGUCAAACUAAUUUGGGGCCGUCCAAUUUGGGAC